CGAUUUUUUACCUAUGGUAUAGAAAAACAUUUUCAACAAGAAACUCUCUGUGAUCAUGAAGCUGAUAAUCAAAUAGAUUACACAAGAAAAAAAGAAAAGUGUCAAUAACAAAAAUAAUUUUUCUAUUGAGGUCAAUUAUAUGGUUUAGAAAAAUUCUGGACAUUUCUAGAAUAUUCUUGACAAAAACCAAAAAUCAAUCCAAAACUUGAAUAAAUUUUAAAAAACUAUAAAAAUCUUGAAGAUUUUCGUGUUGAUGGUGCAUCAUUUCCACAACAAUUUUUCCGAACAAAAUCAAAUUAUAGUAAUUGAAAAACAUUUUUUUUUCUAUGGUAUAAAUAAUUUCUUUAUAGACUGUUCCAGCACCCGAAGCAAUUGCUACUGCAGUAGCAAAGAACAGUGAUACAUCAAAUUCAUUAAAACCAAAUGGUGAACAUUUUCCGACACGUAAUAAUCGUGGUCAAGCUCGACAAUCGAAUCGAUGA
Molecule: messenger RNA, 482 nt
Organism: Rotaria sordida
Lineage: Eukaryota; Metazoa; Rotifera; Eurotatoria; Philodinida; Philodinidae
Source: the annotation of a GenBank genome assembly